CCUUCCCAAUAUCCCAGUGUAGCAGCAGCAGCAGCAGCGGCGGCGGAGAGACCUAAUGGAGAGCACUAAUGGAGAGGACUAAUGGGUAGCUGCUUCUUCUGAUUUCUACAGAGGUCACUAACGCUCCGCUGCUCGGCCGUUUCACGGUUUCGCCGCCGGUAUGCACUCGCCGGGAUGCCCGGGAACGAUGGGAAUACCAUUACUGAACACACUCCACUCCCACUGAGGGCGGCGAAACACAAAUGGUAAAGAACUGAUAAAAAACACUUCCCCGCAGAAAGCGCAGCGCACGCCGACUCCCGACUGAACCGGCGUCUUCCCCGAGUCGCCCGGCGCCGAACGACAAGAUGCAGUAAUGGGCGUCCACGUGCCAUGAAGCAGCUCGAAGGGUAGGGUCAAGACGAACAUGACGUGCAUUGCGAAGACGCUGGUUGAUGUCUGAUAUAUGUACCUCUGAGGUGUCGAGCGUAAAACCAGCGGAGCAAUGAAUGGAGGAAAGGACUGCGAGGCGGGAGACGACAGGCAGGCCGUCCCUGUCCAGGUCCCCAUUGGCUGGCAGCGCAAGGCGGAGCACGGCGGCGGCGUCGUUUACGUGAGUCCCAGCGGCUCGUUGCUGUCCAGCUUGGAGCAGGUGAAGACCUACCUGCUGACAGAUGGAACCUGCAAAUGCGGCCUGGAGUGCCCACUCAUCCUCCACAAG
Morone saxatilis (striped sea-bass) is the source of this 700-nucleotide messenger RNA. Its product is annotated as methyl-CpG-binding domain protein 5-like. Gene Ontology annotation, molecular function: DNA binding; chromatin binding. The record is from RefSeq and is a predicted model, not a curated record. Gene Ontology annotation, cellular component: nucleus; chromocenter. NCBI's taxonomy places the organism in Eukaryota, Metazoa, Chordata, Actinopteri, Moronidae.